ACCACAUUUAAUACUUAUCCCAAAUUGCCCCGUGACUUUUUGACUUUUCAUGCAUUGGAAAAGUAUAGUAAACAAUUUGCCUCCUCAUUUUGAAUACCUUACAAACUUGUCUAUUAAUCAAUUUAAGAUCUUGAUCCAUGACUGAUGACUUUUCCUUUCCGUAUGGUUCUUGUCUGCCAGUCACCUCAUUAAUUAAUUCUCCAAUCCAACAUAAUUGGAAAAACAGCUUAAUUUGCCUUUUUAGGUAAAUAUGCAAUAAAAAAACGAAAGAAAAAACUGAUCUUAUCUCGUAACAAAGAUUAAUUAAACAAAUUAAUUAAGCUCAUCAAAUUGUGGAGAUCAUAGCUAGUCUCAUCCAAUCAUUGCAUUAUAUUCGCUCAUCAUUUGAAAAUAACUUUCCUCACCCAUCUUGGCUCUCUAUAUAUGUGUAGGUUUCUCCUUCACAAUUCUUGCAAAUCUACUAACCCCAUCUUCAGCUUGAUUUCUCUUUUUUGUGUUGGUGAAGCAAAAUGGGUCUGGUUGGAGGACAGAAAAAACCUCAUGCAGUAUGUGUCCCUGUACCAGCACAGGGCCAUGUUAGCCCUCUGAUGCGCUUCGCCAAGCUUCUUCAUUCAAGAGGCUUCCACAUAACCUUUGUCAACACCGAGUUCAACCACAGACGCUUGAUCAGAUCCAACGGUCCUGAUUUUGUCAAGGGCCUACCGGACUUCGUCUUCGACACCAUACCGGACGGUCUACCACCGUCUGAUCGCGACGCGACGCAAGAUGUCCCGGCUCUAUGUGAUUCAACUAGAAAGAACUGUCUAGCUCCGUUCAAAGACCUACUUCGGAGGCUGAAUAAGUCCUCAGUGCCUCCGGUUAGUUGCAUAGUUUCCGACGGAAUGAUGAGCUUCGCUAUCAAAGCCGGUGAAGAACUUGGGAUCCCAGAGGUACAGUUUUGGACUGCCUCGGCUUGUGGAUUCAUGGGGUACUUGCACUUCGAUGAACUCGUCAAGAGAGGGAUUGUUCCUUUCAAAGACGGAAGCUUCAUGCACGACGGAACACUGAACACACCGAUCGAUUGGAUCCCUGGCAUGAAAGACAUCCGACUCAAAGACCUCCCGAGCUUCGUCCGAACCCAAGACGCUAACGACACGUUGUUCGAUUUCACGGGUUCCGAAACCCAAAACUGCCUCAAUUCCUCUGCCAUCGUCUUCAACACCUUCGACGAAUUCGAGCACCAAGUUCUCGAAGCGAUCUCGGCCAAAUUCCCCAACAUCUACACCAUCGGACCACUAACUCUUCUGGACCGCCAUGUCCCCGAUGCCCAUUUCAAGUCUCUGGGUUCGAGCCUCUGGAAAGAGGACUCAAACUGCCUGCAAUGGCUGAACCAGAGGGAACCCAAUUCGGUGGUGUACGUCAACUACGGAAGCGUCACCGUCAUGUCCGACGAGCACUUCAAGGAGUUUGCAUGGGGUUUAGCAAACAGCAAGCAGUAUUUCCUGUGGAUCGUACGUCCCGAUGUUGUAAUGGGUGAAUCGGCGGAUCUUCCAGAUGGGUUUCUCGAGGAGAUUAAAGAUCGUGGAUUGCUAGCAAGUUGGUGUCCUCAAGAGAAGGUUUUGACUCAUCCUUCUGUCGCUGUUUUUCUCAGCCAUUGUGGAUGGAAUUCUUGCAUGGAAGCUGUUUGUGCUGGUGUCCCACUGAUUUGUUGGCCUUUCUUUGCUGAACAGCAGACAAAUUGUAGAUAUGCUUGUAAUAAUUGGGGGAUUGGAAUGGAGAUUAACCAUGAUGUUAAAAGAGUUGAAGUUGAAGAGCUUGUAAGGGAGAUGAUGGAAGGUGAAAAGGGGAAGAAAUUGAAGGAAAAAGCAUUGGAAUGGAAGAAGAAAGCUGAAGAAGCUACUGACAUUGGAGGUGGGUCUUAUCGUAAUUUUGAUAGGUUUAUUAAGGAGGCCCUUCAUUAUGAUGGGUGAUUAAUUAUGUAAUUAAUAAUUAAAGUUUUAUUUAGUUCAUGUUUAAUAAACAUCCUCCCCAUUUUUAUGGAAAUGAAGAAUAUUAAAUUAGAUAAAUAAUAUAAUGAU
This is a messenger RNA of Ziziphus jujuba (common jujube), 2057 nucleotides long. Its product is annotated as linamarin synthase 2. Lineage: Eukaryota; Viridiplantae; Streptophyta; Magnoliopsida; Rosales; Rhamnaceae. Gene Ontology annotation, molecular function: UDP-glycosyltransferase activity. The record is from RefSeq and is a predicted model, not a curated record. The coding region runs from base 510 to 1949 and encodes 479 amino acids. The transcript has 2 exons.